GUUUACAAAUAAAAAAUAACAAAAUAAUAUAAAAAAAUUCAAAUAAUAUUUUAAUAAUUUAUUUUAUUUCUAUUUAAUAGAUUUACUAUUUACUGAUUUAUAGAAAAAAAAAAAUGAAUUAUUUUAAAAAAUUAUUAAAUGGGGAUUGGAAUUUGCAAUUAGUAAAUUUUAAAAGUGGCACCAUUGAUAUUAAGAAGGGACCAAUACCAAUUUCACAAUUAACCAAUCAACAAAGUAUUAGGGCCGUUGUACCUGGUGAGGUUCACAUGGAUCUUUAUAAGGUUAAUGGAUUAGUUCCUGACUUUUAUAUAGGCGAAAAUGAACUAAAAUAUAGAUGGAUAGCAGAAUCCGAUUGGAAAUAUUCAAGAGAAUUUAUAUUUGAAAAAAAUGAAUUGGAAGGUUUUGAUCAUGCCGAUUUAAUUUGUGAAGGUAUAGAUACAGUUGCAGAUAUUUUUAUUAAUGGUACCAAAUUACCCAAAAGAACUGAAAAUAUGUUCAGAAUGUACAGAUUUACUGAUAUCAAAAAGCUAUUAUACUUUUCAAAUCAAACAGUUUCAAAUGAUAAUAGUGAUAGUAGUAGUAGCGAUAGUAAUAAUGAUGGCAAUAGUGAUAGUAGUACAGAAAAUGAAAGUAUAGACAAUAAGAAUAAUAAUAAUAAAGAAAUCAAAUUUAAUAAAAUUGAAAUUAUUAUUUAUUCACCAGAAAAAUAUUGCAAAGAUCUAUCAAAAGAAUAUAAAUAUACAAUUCCAGAGUGGGAGUAUCCAAAUGGUAUUCAUCAUAGAAAUUUUAUUAGAAAAUGUGCUUGUCAUUUUGGGUGGGACUGGGGACCCUGCUUUUGUCCAAUGGGUAUCUUUAAAGAUAUUUAUAUACAAUUUUAUUCGAUCCCUUUAUUUAAAUAUGUUCAAAUCGGCCAAACUCAUAAAGACUACCAAUUAAACAAAUCAAUAGAUUUGGAUUUCAAAUUAAAGUUUUAUAUGGAUACAAUUUCAACUUUUGUAGAUAAAGAUUUGCCAAUAGAUAUCAAUAUUACAUGUAGACAGGACUUAUCGGUAGAUAUUCAUCAUCGUGUCAUUGUUAAUACCAGUCAAUUGUCAAUAACAAAUAGCUUUCAAUUUAAAGUAAACAUCAAGGAUGCUAAGCUAUGGUGGCCACUGGGACAUGGUGAUCAAAAUCUUUAUGAUGUUACUAUUUCUGUAAAGAAAGACGAUGCUGGUGACUCGUACUAUAGUGUCAAGAAGAUUAUUGGUUUGCGUACUACAAAGAUUGAUACCUCAAAAGAUCUCUAUGGAAGAAAGUUUCAAUUUGUUGUUAAUGGUAUCUCAGUUUUUGCUAAGGGUGCUGAUUGGAUUCCUGCUGAUCACUUUUUAACUCGUAUUAGUAAUGAAACUUAUCAUCAUCUACUAUUUAGUGCCAAGCAUUCAAAUAUGAAUUGUCUUAGGGUAUGGGGUGGCGGUAUUUAUGAAAGUGACUAUUUCUAUGAACUGUGUGAUCAAUUUGGUAUUAUGCUUUGGCAAGAUUUCAUGUUUGGUUGUGCUCUAUAUCCAACAAAUAAAGAAUUUAUUUCAAAUGUCAGAAAAGAAGUAAAGUAUCAGGUAGGUAGAAUUGGUGACCAUCCAAGUAUUAUUCUUUGGUGUGGUAGUAAUGAAAGUGAACAAGCAAUUCAUGAAAAACUUUGGGAACCAAUUAAAGAAAAUCCAGUACGUUAUGCUAUCGACUUUAAUCAUCUUUAUUUAGAAACUAUUAUGGAGACACUCAAAAAACAAAAUCCAGAUGCAUUCUAUUGGGUUAGCUCGCCAUCAAAUGGUGUCGGGGAUUGGGGUGAUACUAAUGAUCAUACAAGAGGCGAUACUCAUUAUUGGGCUGUAUGGCACUCUGAUAUGCCUUUCACACAAUACCUUAAAUCAAAGAGCCGUUUCCUUUCUGAAUUUGGUUUUCAAUCAUUACCUAGUUUUAGAGAGCUACAAAGAGUUUUAAGUGGACCAGAUCAAUUAAAUAUAACAUCACCAGAGUUAGAGGGUCGUCAAAGAUCACCAAAACCAGGUAAUAUUGGUAUACUAAAGCAUGUUGGUCUUCAAUUCCGUGUUCCAUUAGAAUUUAGGAAAUUCGUAUAUUGCACCCAAAUACUUCAAGCCAUUUCCAUUAAAACUGGCUGUGAGCAUUGGAGACGUAUGAAGCCAUAUUGCAUGGGUACUCUUUAUUGGCAACUAAAUGAUAUCUGGGUAGGUCCAUCGUGGUCAUCAAUAGAAUAUAAUGGCAAUUGGAAACCUUUACAAUACUUUGCAAGAAGAUUCUAUCAACCAAUACUUUUAUCUUUUGUAGAAAACAUUGAGGAGCCAGAGCUUAUAGAAAUUUGGUUGACACACGAUUAUGAACAUUUGGAAAAUAUAUACUUACAAUCAAUGCUAAUUAUUCAAGUUUGGGAUUUAACUACCUCAACCAUUGUAAACACAAUAGAAACAAUUGUCUCUGUUGUUUUAUCUGAUCGUAAUCAAUUUAGUAAAAGAGUAUUGUCCACUUCAAGAAAAGAGUUAUUUGAGCUUCUUCCAAAACCUGCAAAUCACUAUAUAGUAACUGCCAAGUUAGAUUGUUCCAUAAGCUCUAUGAAGUCGAGCAAUACCAAACUCAUUUCAUUGUUUUUAGAAGACAAUGACAGUGAUAUUUCAAAUAUCUUUUAUCCUGUACCAUUUAAGAAAUUAGAAUUAAAGCCAACCAUAAUCUUUAUUGUAGGUCAAAAUGAAAAUACAUCAAAUAGAGCUAUUGGAAUUGAUGCAAAUCAUGAAAAGAAAUGCUUCGAUUUCAAAAUUGAAUCAAAAGAUUCUAUAGCUUUAUUUGUUUGGAUCGAAUGUGAGAAUAUUCCAAAUGGCCAUUACAAUGACAAUGGUUUUAUUUUAUUCAAACAUAACCAAAAAUCCAUUUCCUUCUAUCCAAAAGAAUUUGAUGGAAAUAUAGUUCCCAAAUUUAAUUUUAUUCAUUUAAGAGAUACCUAUUAAAAAGAAAAUAAAUAAAUAAAUAAUUUUUAAUAAAAU
Dictyostelium purpureum is the source of this 3026-nucleotide messenger RNA. RefSeq lists its product as uncharacterized. The coding region runs from base 114 to 2990 and encodes 958 amino acids. NCBI's taxonomy places the organism in Eukaryota, Evosea, Eumycetozoa, Dictyosteliales, Dictyosteliaceae. Gene Ontology annotation, biological process: carbohydrate metabolic process; glycoprotein catabolic process. The transcript is spliced from 2 exons. Gene Ontology annotation, molecular function: beta-mannosidase activity. The record is from RefSeq and is a predicted model, not a curated record.